AUGGCACACCAAUACGACAAAAACCGCAAUGCCUCUCUCUGGGCUGGACAGUCUGGAGGGAGCAGCCAGCAAUGGCCUGACGCCUAUGUGAAGAAGAACCCUCAGACCUUGAUCAGGGAAUUCAACGAAGACCUUCCUUCCCACCCCGAAUCAGAUUUCGGUCAGUCGCCCAGUCUGUACGUCAACGGGGCAAAAGCUGAUUUUUCAGACCUCCCGUUCGAUGCGCUAUUCGGGACUUCGUUCGAGAAACAUGAUAUCGGCAUCGGCGCCGGGGGGCCGGGGUCCUGUGGUCCUUCACGAACCAUCAGCCACGCGAGCUCCAACGGGCGAGACGACUUGGAAUCCCUCACCUUCAGCCAGCCCGGUGACGACCUGUACAACGACAGUUUCGGCGAUGGCAUCUUCAAUCAUCUCAACAGCCCCGCGCCGACGACCUACUCCGAAACGAUUGUGUCGAGGGACGCUUCUUUGGAAGGCAGCCCUGCCAUGCCGAGACGCCCAUUUCUUCAUGUCCAGACAGACACUGGAAGCAUGUCGGGAAAUGCAAUGGGAUACUCGGCUGCUUCGUCCCCGGCCUCUGCUCAUGGAUUUCCCACAGGAAGCUUCAACUCCCAGAACACGCCGACGAGUGCACCCAGGCAGAGCCGAGCCAUCAAUCACCUUUCCCUCGACGGCACCAGACGCAUUAGGAGAGAGCUUCCAAGAGGCUUCCCUCUGGAUGGUCUCAUUACCACCCUCGCACGCGUUCGUUACGACUUCGAUUUCCGCGUCUAUCAAGAUGACCGACCUGCUUACACUCUCGACCUCCCGAAAUGCUACGAUUACCUCCUCACUCUCAAGUCGCAAGUAAGCGGUACAGACCGCAGCCUUCGAAACUUCAUCGACAAGGAGCUGCCCCGCAUAGAUUCCAAGAGCGACGAGUGGGAAGCCUGCAUGUCAAACGUCACCAUAGGCACCGACCCCUUAGCCCAACUCUGUACGCUGAACAAUAUGCCAAGUCGUGUGCGGUACGCCUACGUCCGCAAGAACGACUUCAGCAUGCAAGAACGAUACCUCGACCCGGAGUCCCCAGUAGAAUCAGACAACUUGAUGCUCGCCGCCCAGCUGUCCCGCAUCAUCUGCCGCAAGGUCGAAGUGAAAGGCUACGCCCACCUUCAACGGCUGUUGCACAAGUCCGACUCCUUGUCCGAAGCGGAGCUUCUCCCGUUCCUUCAAAGACUGGGUCGCAUUCUGCUCACGCUACGAUGGCGCUCUUCGUGGUGGUCUGUGAUGCUGGGCAACACCUUCAUCAACGGGGAAGACGAGAUGAUGACGGAGUGCCAGCACCGAGUCAAAACCCUGUGCAGAGUGCUGUACUUCUACUAUUGCAGUGUCAGGAGGAAGCUCGCCACGUGGUCUACCGUCAAGUCUCUGCGGGGCGUGCUUUCGAAGUAUCAGGAUACGGACUGUGAGGUUUCUGACGAUUUCCCGGGUGACGAGACGGUCGAGGCGUUUGAGGGGUGGAUGGCGAGAGGCCAGCAGUUGGUUUUUGAGGCUGGCGUUCCGAGGGUGCUGGGGUCGAUGGGGUUGCCUGCGUGA
This is a messenger RNA of Colletotrichum karsti, 1578 nucleotides long. RefSeq lists its product as uncharacterized. The coding region runs from base 1 to 1578 and encodes 525 amino acids. The record is from RefSeq and is a predicted model, not a curated record. The transcript has 3 exons. Lineage: Eukaryota; Fungi; Ascomycota; Sordariomycetes; Glomerellales; Glomerellaceae.